AUGCUCAAGGAGGCGGAAGAGCUGAGGCAGCAGCUGUCGCCAGUGGCCAUCGCCACGAUCCAGGCGGAGAACGACGCCUACCGCGCCGAGCUGGCGCAGGCGCUCCGCAGGCUCCGGCAGCAGGAGAGGUGCUCGAGGCGAGGGCCGCCGCGGUUGCCUCGCAGGCCGAGGCCAGCGCGGACGUCCAGCGGCAGGUGCCCGCCGCCUGCCGCUCGGCUGCCGGGCAGGGCGGCCCUGCAGCCCACGAGAGCAGCAGAGGGCACCCGGGCAGCUCCCCGGCUGCCCAGUGUUGCCCCAGGGCUCCUGCGGGGACGCCACCGCACGACCAGGAUGGCGCCAGAGGCGGCUGCCCGCGCCGCCAGCGACGUGCAGACGGCGGCUGCCGAGGGCAAUCGGCAGCUGGCGGCGGCGGUGGCGCAGGUGCGCGCCCGCGAGGCGAGGUCGGAGGGCACCCUGCAGGAGGCCAAGGAGGUCGUGGCCGCCAAGUGCCGCGACAGACACGUCGCUCGCCGUGAGCGGAUGCGCCGCGAGGUCAACCGCUGCGCCGCGUUGGAGCAGCAGCUGACGGUGACGAGGGCGCAGGUCGAGGCGACGGGGCAGGCCCUGCAGGCCCAGCAG
Molecule: messenger RNA, 618 nt
Organism: Prorocentrum cordatum
Lineage: Eukaryota; Dinophyceae; Prorocentrales; Prorocentraceae
Source: the annotation of a GenBank genome assembly